Merops nubicus (carmine bee-eater) is the source of this 930-nucleotide messenger RNA. RefSeq names its product collagen alpha-1(IV) chain-like. NCBI's taxonomy places the organism in Eukaryota, Metazoa, Chordata, Aves, Coraciiformes, Meropidae. The transcript is spliced from 9 exons. The annotation marks the transcript as partial. The record is from RefSeq and is a predicted model, not a curated record.
AUGCAGGUGAUAGAUGCUGGACCCAUAGAUACCUUUGGGGAAAAAGGAGACCCUGGAGUUUCGGGUUUGCCUGGGCUGAAAGGUCAAAAAGGUGAAAAAGGUCGACCGAUUCCAGACAGGGUGGGAUCACCUGGUGUCCCUGGGCAGAGAGGUGAAAAAGGGGAAAAGGGUUCUCCAGGCUUCCCUUUACCUGGACCCCCUGGGAGAGAUGGUUUCCCAGGUCCCCCAGGGUUGCCUGGCCCACCAGGUCCUCCAGGAGUAACAGAUGGAAUUGAUCAAUGCCAGCAGGGAGAACCUGGUGCCCCUGGGACUCCUGGACUUCCAGGAAGAGAUGGAUUUCCUGGGGAGAUGGGAGAGAAAGGUGACAAAGGUGAAGCCUGUGCCCUGUGUGAUAAAGUAGGACCACCUGGACUUCCAGGACCACAAGGGCCACCAGGUCCAGCAGGUUUUCCAGGACAAUCAGGCUUCAAGGGUGACAGAGGCUUACCUGGACUUGAUGGUCUUCCAGGGGUACCUGGCCCCCCCGGUGCUCCAGGACUUAUGGGCAGGCCUGGGGCAAAAGGAGAACCAGGAGACUUUACUUAUGAUUCUAUCCUGAAAGGUGAGAAGGGAGAUCCUGGUUUCCCAGGACAGCCAGGUACUCCUGGAAGAGAAGGAAGACCAGGAAAGGAUGGAUUGCCAGGUCUCCAAGGUCCAAAAGGAGCAGCAGGUACCACUGGUUUGAAAGGAGAACGUGGCCCCCCUGGCCAACCUGGAUUCCCUGGAGAGCAAAGGGUGAAGCAGGACGAACUGUGCCGCUCCCUGGACCUCCUGGGGCAGAUGGUCUGCCUGGGCCACCUGGUUUCCCUGGGCCCCAAGGUGACAAAGGGAAUCCUGGGCUUCCAGGAAGACCUGGCCUGCCAGGAGAAAAAGGUGCUGUUGGGCAGCCAG